AGGAAAGCCCGGCCGGCGAGCCACACAAAAUUCCUAGCCUCCUGCUGCGGUCGUCGUCGAGUCCUUCCUUCUUCCCCGCGGAGGACGGAGCAGAGCAGAGCGACGCAGCGAGCACAGCCGCCAUGGACCGCGUGCAGCUCGUGCUCCUGGGCCUCCCCAUCCUCCUCUUCUGCUCCGACGUCGUCACGCUCUUCGCGCCGCAGCCGCCGGCGGCCCCCAAGCCCCACCGCCAUCCCCAGGCGGCCUCCGGCGCCUUCCAGCCUGGCGACUCCUCCCCCGACGCCGCCGAUUCCGCGCAGUUGACGGAGGCGCAGGUGGAUGGACCAGGCUCCGGCACCACCGUCGAGCUGAAGUUCUGCGCAUCCUGCUCCUACAAGGGAAAUGCGAUGACCAUGAAGCGCAUGCUGGAUACCUCAUUUCCUGGGAUUCAUGUCGUCUUGGAAAACUACCCUCCACCCUUCCCAAAACGCGCCCUCGGCAAAAUGGUGCCUUUUGUUCAAGUUGGAGCGAUAGCAACAUUAAUGGCUGGUGAUCAGAUUUUCCCUAGAUUUGGAAUGGUACCACCUCCGUGGUACUAUUCACUGCGUGCUAAUAGGUUUGGAACCAUGGCAUCAGUGUGGAUGUUUGGCAAUUUUGCUCAGUCUCUUCUACAAAGUUCUGGCGCCUUUGAAGUUUACUGCAAUGGACAACUGGUCUUCUCAAAAUUAUCUGAGCAGAGGUUUCCUAGUGAGUUCGAGCUACGGGAGCUCAUUGGCAACAGAUUGUCAGAUUCUCAAAUUGGGAAAAAUCUGGAAAAAGAUCUUGUAUUAGACGAUGAUGUCGAGAGCACCCACGACCAUUUAUCUGUAUCCACAUAGACAGAACCAGUUGAAAGUUCCACGUUUAACGGUCAAAUCACAUGCCUAUGUCUUUGAUCUUUUUUUGGACACAUGACCUUUUCUGUUUGUAAAUAACAUUUUAGGGUGUUUUACCAUGAUAUGACUGUAAGACUAUUACAGAUUAUUGUAGCUACAUGAUUUGCUUAAAAGUGGAAACUAAUUUCAGCUCC
This is a messenger RNA of Triticum aestivum (bread wheat), 1048 nucleotides long. Its product is annotated as selT-like protein. Gene Ontology annotation, biological process: cell redox homeostasis. Gene Ontology annotation, cellular component: endoplasmic reticulum membrane. Bases 123 to 857 code for a protein of 244 amino acids. The record is from RefSeq and is a predicted model, not a curated record. The transcript has 4 exons. Gene Ontology annotation, molecular function: thioredoxin-disulfide reductase (NADPH) activity. Lineage: Eukaryota; Viridiplantae; Streptophyta; Magnoliopsida; Poales; Poaceae.